Prinia subflava (tawny-flanked prinia) is the source of this 2527-nucleotide messenger RNA. RefSeq names its product solute carrier family 22 member 16 (gene SLC22A16). The record is from RefSeq and is a predicted model, not a curated record. NCBI's taxonomy places the organism in Eukaryota, Metazoa, Chordata, Aves, Passeriformes, Cisticolidae. Bases 859 to 2514 code for a protein of 551 amino acids. Gene Ontology annotation, cellular component: membrane. Gene Ontology annotation, biological process: transmembrane transport. The transcript has 9 exons.
ACAUUGUAAAACUUUGGGGGCAGAGGAGGAAGGUGUAUCCAAAUAGCAGUGCGGAUUACUAAGGUUACUAAAAAUGAUUCAGAUAUUGCUCUGUGGAAAAAAAUGGGUUUACCCUCCUUUAAUUCAAAACGUCCACGUUAAAUACACUAGAGCCUAAAUGUAUUGGAUUACUGGAUUGUAACAGGAGGAUUUAAGCACAUAACCGCCUCCUUUAAUUUCAUUUUAACGUGAAAAACAUGAGCGGGCUGAGGCGCUCGGUCAGUGCGGGAGGGUGAACAGCUCUCCCGGGAGCCAAAGUUCCACAGCGGCAACACGGGCGCCGGGACUGGCGCGGAGCCAGCCGGGGGCGCGCAGGACCGCGCAGGGAGCUGUCGGGGCCGGGUGCCGGUUCCCGGUGCCCGUUCCCGGUGCCGGCUCCCGGUGCCCGUUCCCGGUGCUGCUCCCGGUGCCCGUUCCCGGUGCCCGUUCCCACGGGUCCCGGGCCGUUGGGCGCGGCCGUUAUUCCCGCCCGCCCAUUCCCCGCGCGGCGGGCGGGGCGCCGGGGGCGGGCGGGGGACGGACGGGACGGGACAGGGGAGGACAGGACGGGACAGUGCCGUGCCGCUUCCCCGCACCGCCGGGACAGCGACGCCGAGUCUCCCGCCUUGCGGCCGCCCCGCCAUGGCUCUCAGCUCCGAGCGGCUCUUCGACUCGCUGGGACAUUUCGGCAGGGGCAGGCAGGAGCAGCAUUUUGGACAAAGCCUGGGAGCUCCUUGUAAUGGUUGAAGUGCCUGAACUGCAGCAGGAGAGGCUCUUAAUAUCAUGUGCAAGCAGUAGUGAUUUCAAGCAUGUGUUUAUUUUGCAUCUGUCUUUCAAGCUAUGUCAUGUGGUAUCCAUUACUUAGCAUCUGUGUUCAUGGCUGUUACUCCUAACUUUGUAUGUGGGUUCCCUGGAAAUGUGAGUAGUGUUCUUUUCCACAACUCCUCUGCAUCAAGUAUAGAGGACAUCUGGACACUAUGGACAUCAACAGAAAAUUACAUUGUAGUCCAGCUGGAAAAUGGAGAAAUUUGGGAACUUGAUCAAUGCAGCAGGUCCAAACGAGAAGUCAGUUUGGAUCUGGCAUACGAAUACAAAGGCAACAAGUCUGUAUUUCCCUGUUCUGAUGGAUUUCUCUACGAUGAUACAAAGUGGAAGAGCACUGUUGUUACGCAGUGGGAUCUGGUCUGUGACCGAGAAUGGCUUGCAAAAUUAAUCCAGCCUACGUUCAUGCUUGGAGUCCUGAUUGGAGCCGUGAUUUUUGGUGACAUUGCUGACAGACUGGGAAGACAGCGUGUUAUAUGGUUCACAAGUGCUGGUCAGUUUGUAUUUGGCAUCGCAGUGGCCUUCACAUUUGACUACUACAGUUUUGUGAUCGUGCGCUUUCUCCUUGCUAUGGUUUCAAGUGGCUAUCUGGUUGUGGCUUUCGUUUAUGUGACUGAAUUUGUUGGCAUUAAAGCACGAACCUGGGCUUCUAUGCAUGUCCAUGCUUUUUUUGCUAUGGGAAUUAUGAUCGUGGCACUCGUGGGAUUUUUGGUUCGGACCUGGUGGGUCUAUCAGAUAUUUCUCUCCAUAGCAACUCUUCCCUUUGUCUUGUGCUGCUGGAUGCUCCCAGAAACACCUUUUUGGCUCCUGUCAGAGGAAAGAUAUGAAGAUGCCCAAAAAGUGAUUGAUACAAUGGCAAGAUGGAAUAAAGUCAGCACUCCCUGCAAGGUUUCUGAACUGUGCUCAGUCCAACAAGAUGAUCUAGCCAGUGGCAGAACAGAUGAUGGUGAUACAUCCUCAACAAAGAAGCACAACAUCUUGGACCUGUUUUGUAACUGGCAAAUUGCAAGAAGGACCAUCACAGUCUGGCUGAUCUGGUUCACUGGGAGCUUGGGGUACUACGUCUUCUCCCUCAGUUCUGUCAGUCUAGGAGGCAAUGAAUAUUUAAAUCUCUUUCUCAUAGGUGCUGUGGAGUUGCCUUGCUAUAUCAUUGCUUGCAUUGCGAUGGACAAACUGGGAAGGAGGAACACACUCAUUCCGUUCCUUAUUUUAAGUGCACUGAUCUGUGUUUUAAUUAUGUUCAUACCUCAGGAUUUCAAUAUAUUAAUUAUCUUAGCAAAUAUGGCUGGAAAAUUUUCCAUAGGUGUGGCAUUUGGCCUUAUAUAUCUCUACACAGCAGAACUGUACCCAACAAUUGUAAGAUCACUUGCUGUUGGAAGUGGAAGCAUGAUGUGCCGUGUGGGAAGUGUGGUUGCUCCUUUCUGUGUCUAUCUGAGAAGUGUUUGGAUUUUCAUGCCUCUUUUGCUUGUUGGAAUCAUGGCUCUUCUGAGUGGACUAUUAACCAUAAUGCUUCCAGAAACACUGGGAAAACCACUGACUAAUACUUUGGAGGAAGCUACAGAAAUGGGAAGAAACAAGAAAAGCUGUUCCGAAAAGGCUCCUCCAGCACAAAGCGGUGCAGCAUUAGAAAAGAUAGAGAUGUUUGGUCAAGAAAGGGUCAAUACUGACAAAUAAAACAGCAGCAAAA